Messenger RNA from Rhododendron vialii, 1570 nucleotides. RefSeq names its product F-box protein At3g07870-like. Lineage: Eukaryota; Viridiplantae; Streptophyta; Magnoliopsida; Ericales; Ericaceae. The transcript has 2 exons. The record is from RefSeq and is a predicted model, not a curated record. Bases 118 to 1332 code for a protein of 404 amino acids. Gene Ontology annotation, molecular function: protein binding.
GCCAAAACCUUCAAUUUCAUUUCGAUAAAUUCCACAAUAGCGGUUUGCACUUCUCUCUCUCUCUCUCUCUCUCUCGCCCGCGCAAGUCUCAACCCUAUUUGUCUACACAGAAAUGCGAUGUAUCCCGGUGGCAGAAAAAGGAGAGCCGAGACCCAGAUAAUCAACCAAGAAAACGAUACAGACGAAACCCAAGAAGAAGAUGAAACAGAAGAAGAUCCUCAAAUGAUCGAUACAGUACCAGAUCUCCCGACCCACGUCGUCUUCGACAUCCUUUCACGACUCCCAAUCAAGACCCUUUUCAAUUGCCGCCGUGUUUGUAAGGGCUGGCUCUCUCUCAUCUCCGACCCUCGUUUCGCCAAACUCCAUCUCUCUAGAUCACAGGUAUGCCUCUUGGUCAAACCCAUCACCGAACGCUACCAGUCAAGGAAACUCAACUUGGUCGAUCUCCGGAUCGCGACCUAUGCUCGCCCUGGCGAGUAUAGGAUCAAACUAGUCCCCAAAAUCAACCUCCCCAAAAUUGCUUUUAACAUUGUAAAUUCCUGUAAUGGGUUUCUAUGUUUGUCUGAGCCCGCAACCGAUGACCCCAUUUAUGUUUGCAAUCCAAUUUUGGGGGAGUACAUUACCCUUCCAAAAUGCUCUAGCGGCAAAACUGUUUCCAGCUGUGCUUUUGGUUUUAGCCCUGUGACUGAUCAAUACAAGGUAGUUCGGUCCUUCCGCAUUGGAGACUAUCAUGAGGUGGAGAUAUAUACAUUGGGUGAAGGGUUUUGGAGAAACAUAGGAAACGACCCUUAUGGAGUGAAACCUAGGUUUGAUUACUCGUUUGAUACAUUCGUUAGUGGAUCUCUUCAUUGGUUUGCUUUCCACUAUCGUAAUCCAGACUUAAUUAAUUGUUUUGACUUUACAAGUGAGCAAUUUCGAGCAGUUCCUGGACCUUCGGGGUUUUGUGAGAGUCAGAAGGAAUAUAUGGGCCUUGGAGUGCUACAAGGUUGCCUCUCUAUAUGUGAUUUUUCAGACGGUGAUCAUGUUGAUAUAUGGUUGAUGAAGGAUUAUGGAGUGAAGCAGUCGUGGAGCAAGGACUUUUACAUUGUUUAUAUGAUUAAUGAAACUAAAAUCUACGACUAUUAUGAGCCGAUUAUGGUUUUGGAGAGUGGAUUGAUCUUGAUGUUAGUUAAUGAGGAUUCUCUUUUGGUUUAUGAUCCUGUGUUGGAACACUAUGAGGAUGUUCUCAUAUAUGGGAUAGCAUCCAUGUUCCGUGGAACUGCUCAUGUUCCUAGCUUGGUUUCACUCAGGGAUAUCGCAAGAGGAGAAAACCUAAAGAUGUGCAGAGCCUGAGGCCUCAGCAACUUUUUGGGAGGAAGAACGAAUAAACAGAUCCAUUUCAACGAUAAGUCAGAAAGAGAGUGCAUUUUGGGUAUAGUGGAGCAGGGACUUCUUGAAAUGUUCAACCAACCAAGACUGCAUUUGGCUGUUUCAAGCACAUUAGCAAGUUAGAAUCCGGUAAAUUUGCUGUUUAUUUUUUUAUUUUUGUUCAACCCCAUGUAACAACCUGUGGCAAAUACAACCUGUGGCA